Messenger RNA from Balearica regulorum gibbericeps (East African grey crowned-crane), 8412 nucleotides. The record is from RefSeq and is a predicted model, not a curated record. NCBI's taxonomy places the organism in Eukaryota, Metazoa, Chordata, Aves, Gruiformes, Gruidae.
AUGUGUGGGGGCAGGAUCCGGCCAGAGCUCAGGGGCAGGAGUGUGGGAGUUAUCUACACAGCAGAUAUUCUUGACCGAGAGACAACCAAAUCCUACUGGUUGACAGUGUAUGCGACUGAUCAUGGUGUCGUCCCACUCUACACUACCAUCGAAGUCUACAUUGAAGUGGAGGAUGUGAAUGACAAUGCCCCUCUCACUUCUGAACCGAUCUAUUACCCAGCCGUCAUGGAAAACUCCCCAAAGGAUGUAUCUGUCAUUCAGAUCCAAGCCCAGGACCCUGACUCCAGCACUAAUGAAAAACUGACUUACCGGAUUACAAGCGGAAAUCCCCAGAACUUCUUUGUAAUCAAUCCCAAAACAGGUCUGAUUACAACAACGUCAAGAAAAUUGGAUCGGGAACAGCAAGCAGAGCACUUUUUGGAGGUUACCGUCUCAGAUGGGGGCACCUCUCCCAAGCAGUCCUCCGUUUGGGUGGUGGUCCAGGUUCUGGAUGAGAAUGAUAACAAACCUCAGUUUCCAGAGAAAGUCUAUCAGAUCAAGCUGCCAGAGAGGGACCGUAAGAAAAGAGGGGAGCCGAUCUACAGAGCUUUUGCUUUUGACAAAGACGAAGGUCCUAAUGCAGAAAUCUCCUACAGCAUUGUGGAUGGAAAUGAUGAUGGGAAAUUUUUUAUUGAUCCCAAAACAGGGAUGGUUUCUUCCAGAAAGCAGUUCACAGCAGGGAGUUAUGACAUCUUAACAAUAAAAGCAGUGGACAAUGGCCGGCCCCAAAAAUCUUCAACUGCACGCCUGCAUAUUGAGUGGAUAAAAAAGCCUGCGCCCUCGCCCGUGCCCCUGACUUUCGAUGAACCCUUUUACAACUUCACCAUCAUGGAAAGCGAUAAAGUGACAGAAAUCGUUGGGGUGGUCUCUGUGCAGCCAUCUAACAUUCCUCUCUGGUUUGAUAUUGUCGGAGGGAAUUACGAUAGUUCUUUCGACGCGGAGAAGGGAGUGGGCACUAUUGUCAUUGCAAAGCCCUUGGAUGCAGAGCAGAGGUCAAUAUAUAAUAUGACUGUGGAGGUCACCGAUGGAACAAACAUUGCCACGACUCAGGUUCUUAUCAAAGUGUUGGAUAACAAUGAUAAUGGCCCAGAAUUCUCUCACCCAACUUACGAUGUCACCAUUUCAGAGGACAUCCUCCCUGAUACUGAAAUUCUGCAAAUUGAAGCUAUAGACAGAGAUGAAAAGCAUAAGUUGAGCUACACUAUUCACAGCAGCAUUGAUACAGUCAGCAUGAGAAAAUUCAGAAUUGAUCCCAGCACUGGGGUGCUCUAUACUGCUGAGAGAUUAGACCACGAAGCUCAAGAUAAGCACAUCCUUAAUGUCAUGGUCCGAGAUCAAGAAUUCCCUUAUAGAAAAAACCUGGCCAGAGUCAUCAUAAAUGUGGAAGACUCCAAUGACCACAGUCCAUACUUCACCAGCCCGUUGUACGAAGCCUCAGUGUUUGAAUCAGCAGCAGUUGGAUCAGCCGUCUUGCAGGUCACGGCUUUGGACAAAGAUAAAGGAGAAAAUGCGGAGCUUAUCUACACUAUUGAAGCAGGAAAUACAGGAAACACAUUCAAGAUUGAACCAGUUUUAGGGAUCAUUACAUUACUGAAGGAGCCAGACUUAACUGCGAUGGGACAGUUUGUUUUGUCAGUCAAAGUGACUGAUCAAGGUUCUCCACCGCUGUCUGCAACAGCAAUUGUGCGGAUAUCUGUGACGAUGGCAGAUAACUCCCACCCUAAGUUCACUCUCAAAGAGUACCAAGCGGAGAUUAAUGAAAAUGUGGAUAUUGGUACUUCUGUCAUCUCUCUCUCUGCAAUCAGUCAGUCCACGUUAGUUUAUGAGGUUAAAGAUGGGAAUGUGGAUGGAGUCUUCACUAUAAACCCAUAUUCUGGAGUGAUCACCAGUCAAAAGGCCCUCGAUUAUGAACGUGCUUCCUUCUAUCAGCUCAUCGUACAGGCAACCAAUAUGGCAGGCAUGGCAUCAAAUGCUACUGUGAACAUUCAGAUUGUUGAUGAAAAUGAUAACCCACCAGUUUUUCUCUUCUCUCAAUACUCGGGCAGCAUAAGUGAAGCUGCUCCUGUAAAUAGCAUAGUCCGGAGUGCGAAUAACAGUCCCCUCGUGAUACGUGCCACUGAUGCUGACAGCAACCAGAAUGCUUUACUUGUCUACCAGAUCGUUGAAUCUACUGCAAAAAAGUAUUUCACGGUAGAUUCCAGCACAGGUGCAAUCAGAACAAUUGCAAAUUUAGAUCAUGAAACAAUAGCGCACUUCCACUUCCAUGUGCAUGUUAGAGACAGCGGGAAUCCCCAGCUUACAGCAGAGAGCCCAGUUGAAGUGACCAUUGAGGUAACUGAUGUCAAUGACAAUCCACCAGCCUUCAGCCAGGCCGUAUUUGAGACAGUCUUGCUCCUGCCCACAUAUGUUGGUGUUGAGGUUCUCAAAGUCAAGGCUACAGACCCAGAUUCAGAGAUCCCUCCUGAGCUAACAUAUAGUCUAAUUGAAGGCAAUAUGGACCAUUUUUUAAUUGAUUCAAGCACAGGGGUACUCACCAUUAAAAACAAUAGUCUCUCCAAAGACCAUUACAUGCUAAUAGUAAGAGUAUCCGAUGGGAAAUUUUAUAGCACUGCUAUGGUGACAAUAAUGGUAAAAGAAGCCAUGGACAGUGGGCUCCAUUUCACACAAAAUUUUUAUUCCACUUCUAUCUCAGAAAAUAGCACCAAUAUUACAAAGAUUGCUGUGGUGAAUGCUGUUGGUAACCGCCUUAAUGAGCCUCUGAAAUACAGUAUAUUAAACCCAGGCAACAAAUUUAAAAUCAAAUCUACCUCAGGGGUCAUUCAGACAACUGGCAUCCCUUUUGACCGAGAGGAACAAGAGCUGUACGAGUUGGUGGUGGAAGCAAGCCGUGAACUAGAUCACCUUCGUGUCGCUCGAGUGGUAGUGAGGGUUUACAUUGAGGACAUAAAUGACAAUGCCCCAGUGUUCGUAGGGCUUCCAUACUAUGCUGCUGUGCAAGUCGAUGCUGAGCCUGGUACCCUGAUCUAUCGAGUGACGGCUAUUGAUAAAGAUAAGGGUGAAAAUGGUGAGGUGUCGUAUCUUCUGAAGGAAGACUACGGACAUUUUGAAAUUGAUAGAGGAUCUGGUAGCAUCACUUUAAAAGAAGCCUUCAAUUCUGAUUUGUCUAAUAUAGAGUAUUUGGUUGUCAUUCUUGCAAAAGAUGGUGGUAACCCAUCGUUGUCUGCUUCGGUAGAACUCCCCAUUACAAUUGUUAACAAAGCAAUGCCUGUAUUUGACAAGCCCUUCUAUACAGCUUCCGUGAAUGAAGAUGUAGAAAUGCACACACCAAUUUUAAGCAUAAAUGCAACCAGUCCAGAAGGCCAGGGUAUCAUUUAUAUCAUUGUCGAUGGAGAUCCCUACAACCAGUUUAAUAUCGACUUUGAUACUGGAGUUCUGAGUGUCAUCAGCCCACUGGACUAUGAAAUAAAUUCUCUUUUCAAGCUGAUGGUGCGAGCCAGCGAUGCCCUCACUGGUGCUCGAGCUGAGGUCACUGUGGACUUGAUCAUUAAUGAUGUUAAUGAUAAUCCUCCAGUUUUUGAUCAGUCAGCUUAUAAUGCUACUUUGUCUGAAGCAUCUUUGAUUGGGACUCCUGUACUGCAGGUUGUUGCUAUUGAUGCCGACUCUGACAAUAACAAGAUUGUGCAGUAUCAGAUAGUCCAGGACACCUUUAACAGCACAGACUAUUUCCACAUAGACAGCACCAGUGGCCUAAUUCUGACAGCCCGGAUGCUGGAUCAUGAACUCAUACAGCAGUGCAGCUUGAAAGUCAGAGCAACUGAUAAUGGGUUCCCACCACUAAGCAGUGAGGUUCUUGUUAGUAUCUCAAUAACAGAUAUGAAUGACAACCCUCCAGUUUUUAACCAGUUAAUAUACGAAUCAUAUGUGAGCGAACUGGCGCCUCGGGGUCAUUUUGUGACUUGCGUCCAAGCCUCUGAUGCCGACAGCUCUGAUUUUGACAGACUGGAGUACAGCAUCCUAUCAGGAAAUGAUCGGACCAGUUUUAUUAUGGACAGCAAGAGUGGUGUUAUCACCCUUUCCAACCAUCGCAAGCAGAGAAUGGAGCCCAUGUACAGCCUAAAUGUCUCUGUGUCAGAUGGGCUGUUCACCAGCACAGCUCAGGUGCACAUACAGAUCCUUGGGGCCAACCUCUACAGCCCUGUGUUUUCACAGAGUGUUUAUGUUGCAGAGGUUAGAGAAAACGCUGCUCCUGGAACUAAGGUAAUCCAUGUGAAGGCAACAGAUGGCGAUUCAGGUGUGUACGGACAGAUAAGCUACUCCAUAAUAAAUGACUUUGCCAAGGACCGAUUUUUGAUCGAUAGCAAUGGGCAGAUUCUCACAACUGAGAGGUUAGACCGCGAAAAUCCUCUGGAAAGUGAUAUCGGUAUAUUUUUGAGAGCCCUUGAUGGAGGUGGCAGGACUACAUUUUGCACUGUGAGAGUGAUAGUAGUGGAUGAGAAUGACAACGCUCCUCAAUUUAUGACGGUCGAAUACAGAGCAAGUGUCAAAGCAGAUGUUGGGAAAGGUUACUUGGUGACCCAGGUGCAAGCAGUAGAUCCAGAUGAUGGAGCCAAUUCCAGAAUUACCUAUUCUCUAUAUAGUGAAGCUUCUGUGUCAGUAGCUGAUCUGCUUGAAAUAGAUCCAGACAAUGGAUGGAUGGUCACCAAGGGUAGCUUUAACCAGCUGAAAAACACCGUUCUGUCAUUCUUUGUCAAAGCAGUUGAUGGUGGCAUUACUGUAAAGCAUUCCCUCAUUCCUGUCUACAUCCAUGUUUUACCCCCAGAAACUAUGUUGCCUUCCUUUUCUCAACCCCAGUAUUCUUUUACCAUAGCAGAAGACACCCUCAUAGGUAGUACCAUUGACAUUCUGCAUGUUUUGCCUAAUCAGGGUGCUUUGUAUAGCACGGUUAAUGGUGAGCUGACUGAAAACAACAAAGAUGGGGUUUUCAUCAUAGAGCAAGACACUGGGCUCAUAAAACUGGAUAAGAGACUUGACCACGAGGCAAAUCCUGCUUUUCACUUCAAAGUUGCGGCCACCAUUCAAUUGGACAAAGUAGACAUUGUGUUGACUGUGGAUGUGGAGGUUAAGGUUUUGGAUGUAAAUGACAACAAGCCCAUGUUUGAAACAGCUAGCUAUGAUGCUAUAAUAAUGGAAGGGAUGCCUAUAGGAACAAAACUUAUGCAAGUUAAAGCAGUUGAUGCAGACUCAGGUGCAAAUGGGCAGGUCACCUAUACAUUUGCAGUGGAAUCAGAGCUGGAGAAGAUCACAGAGGCAUUCACCAUUGAUAGCAACAGUGGCUGGAUCAGCACACUGAAGGAUCUGGACCAUGAAAAGGAUCCUGCUUUCACCUUUGCAGUGGUGGCCUCAGAUCUGGGGGAAGCUUUAUCCUUGUCAUCAACCACCUUGGUCUCAGUUACUGUGACAGAUAUAAAUGAUAACGCACCCGUCUUUGAGCAUGAGGUGUACAGAGGGUCAGUGAAGGAGAGCGACCCUCCAGGGGAAGUUGUGGCUGUUCUUAGCACCUGGGAUGAAGACACGUCUGAUGUCAACCGGCAGGUUAGCUACCAUAUUACAGGAGGGAAUCCCAAAGGAAAGUUCGCUCUGGGACUGGUUCAGAAUGAAUGGAAGGUUUAUGUUAAAAGGCCUCUAGAUCGGGAAGAGCAAGAUGUUUAUUAUCUGAACAUCACUGCCACGGAUGGCCUCUUUGUAACCCAAGCUGCUGUGGAAGUGACCGUCACUGACGUUAACGAUAAUAAUCCAGUUUGUGAACAGGUUGCAUACACAGCACUGUUUCCUGAAGACAUUCCCUCAAACAAAGUCAUUCUUAAAAUCAGUGCUAAAGAUGCGGACAUUGGGUCCAAUGGUGAAAUUCGCUACUCCCUCUACGGUGCUGGGAAUAAUAAAUUUUUCUUAGAUCCAGAAAAUGGUGAGCUGAAAUCCUUGGCCCCUCUCGACCGAGAGAAAAUCCCUGUGUACAACUUGGUUGCCCGAGCCACAGAUGGUGGUGGCAGGUUUUGCCAAUCAGAAAUCCAUCUUAUUUUAGAAGAUGUUAAUGAUAAUCCACCAAUGUUUUCAUCUGAUCACUACAACGCAUGUGUCUAUGAGAAUACAGCCACGAAAGCUUUGUUAACAAGAGUCCAAGCCACUGAUCCUGAUGUUGGUGUGAACAGAAAAGUUACCUAUUCUCUGGCAGACUCCGCAGAUGGUUACUUCUCAGUUGAUCGGUCAUCAGGAAUCAUUAUUUUGGAGCAUCCUCUUGAUAGAGAGCUUCAGUCUUCCUAUAACAUCAGUGUAAAGGCCUCCGAUCAGAGCAUUGUGUUGACCUUGUCCUCAUUUGCCACCGUUACCAUUACAGUGCUAGACAUUAAUGACAACCCCCCUGUGUUUGAAAGAAGAGAUUAUCUUGUUACAGUACCUGAAGACACCUCACCUGGUACUGAGGUCCUCUCUGUUUUUGCUACAAGCCAAGACAUUGGAACUAAUGCUGAGAUUGCCUAUCUCAUCAGAUCAGGGAAUGAGAAAGGGAAGUUCAGGAUUAACUCAAAAACAGGAGCGAUUUCCAUUUUUGAAGCUUUGGAUUAUGAAUCGUGUAAGGAUUUCUACUUAGUAGUGGAAGCAAAAGAUGGAGGUACUCCAGCCCUGAGCGCUGUUACAACUGUGAAUGUAAACGUGACAGACGUUAAUGACAACGCACCGAAAUUCAGCCAGGUGGUCUACAGCGCGGUCAUCAGCGAGGACGCUGCCAUCGGUGAUUCGGUGAUAAUGUUGAUAGCAGAAGAUCUGGACAGUCCUUCCAAUGGCCAGAUUCAUUUUUCUAUAGUGAAUGGGGAUCGAGACAAUGAAUUUUCAGUUGAUCCUGUUCUGGGACUCGUGAAGGUUAAAAAGAAAUUGGAUCGAGAAAGGAUAUCUGGUUAUUCAUUAGUUAUCCAGGCAAGAGACAGUGGCACCCCUCCUUUGUCUUCAUCUGUGACAGUCAACGUGGACAUUUCCGAUGUGAACGAUAAUAGCCCUGUAUUUACUCCAGCUAACUAUACAGCUGUAAUUCAAGAAAAUAAACCAGUGGGCACAAGCAUUUUGCAGCUGGUAGUGACAGACAAAGACUCUUUUCACAAUGGCCCCCCUUUUACCUUCACCAUCCUCACUGGCAAUGAAGAGGAGGAGUUUACGCUGGACCCUCAAGGCGUCUUGAGAUCUGCAGUCAUUUUCAAGCACAUGGUUGCAACCGAGUAUGUGCUCUGCGUGCAGGCAAAGGACUCUGGGAAGCCUCAGCAGGUUUCCCACACGUAUGUUCAGGUGAGGGUUAUUGAAGAGAGCAUUCAUAAACCGACUGCCAUUCCACUGGAGAUUUUCAUUGUCACCAUGGAAGAUGAUUUUCCUGGGGGAGUCAUUGGGAAAAUUCAUGCCACGGAUCAGGAUGUGUAUGAUGUCCUCACAUAUACACUAAAAUCAGAGCAGAAAAGUUUGUUCAAGGUCAACAGCCAUGAUGGAAAGAUCAUUGCCCUUGGAGGGCUCGAUAAUGGCAAGUAUGUCCUGAAUGUCUCUGUCAGUGAUGGACGGUUCCAGGUACCCAUCGAUGUUGUGGUCCACGUCGAGCAAUUGCUACAAGAAAUGCUGCAGAACACGGUCACCAUCCGUUUUGAGAACGUUUCCCCUGAAGACUUUGUUGGCCUUCACAUGCACGGGUUCAGGCGUACCUUGCGAAACGCAGUGCUCUCCCAAAAACAAGACAGCCUGCACAUCAUCAGUAUUCAGCCGGUGGCAGGCAGCAAUCAGCUUGACAUGCUGUUUGCAGUUCAGAUGCACAACGGUGGUUUCUAUAAGCCUGCCUAUUUGAUUCAGAAGCUUACCAAUGCAAGGAGACACUUGGAAAAUGUGAUUCGUAUUUCUGCUAUCUUGGAGAAGAAUUGCUCUGGACUGGAUUGUCAGGAACAACACUGUGAGCAAAGUCUAUCUAUUGAUUCACAUUCCCUGAUGACCUAUAGCACGGCACGAAUUAGUUUUGUGUGCCCCCGCUUUUACAGGAAUGUGCGCUGCAUGUGCAAUGGAGGACUCUGCCCAGGGUCUAAUGAUCCCUGUCUGGAGAAGCCGUGUCCAGGGGACAUGCAGUGUGUGGGGUAUGAAGCUAACCGGAGACCGUUCAUCUGCCAGUGCCCACCAGGAAAGCUUGGCGAAUGCUCAGGCCAUACUUCCCUUAGUUUUGCUGGGAAUAGCUACAUUAAAUACCGAGUUUCUGAAAAUAGCAAGAAAGAGGAAUUCAAGUUGGCUCUCCGUCUGCGAACCCUGCAAAGCAAUGGGAUUAUAAUGUACACCAGAGCGAAUCCCUGUAUAAUUCUGAAG